AAAUUCAAAGUUGGUUUAUUUUCCAGUGACAAUGAGUGACAGCUGGGCCUCUAGUAAAUUUGGAAGAAUCCUCACUGGCGAGACUUCUGAAAACUAUAUACGGACAUUUGCAGGAGAAAGACAUGCAUUGAAUACUUGGAAUCGUUCAUUCAAAGAAAGUCAUUCAAGUAAACCUAGCAAUGUUCCCUAUGCGUCUAAUGUUGUUUUGAAAUUUGGUUGUGAUGUUUGUGGUAAACGAUUCAAAGAUUCUCAAAAUCUCAAGAUUCAUAUGAGGAUCCAUACUGGAGAGAAGCCAUACCAGUGUGCAUUGUGUUUAAAGCGUUUCAGACAACACCAACAUCUUAACACACAUAUGAAAGGAGUGCAUAGGCAAUAG
This is a messenger RNA of Owenia fusiformis, 376 nucleotides long. Lineage: Eukaryota; Metazoa; Annelida; Polychaeta; Sabellida; Oweniidae. The record is from the annotation of a GenBank genome assembly.